Molecule: messenger RNA, 5194 nt
Organism: Heterobilharzia americana
Lineage: Eukaryota; Metazoa; Platyhelminthes; Trematoda; Strigeidida; Schistosomatidae
Source: the annotation of a GenBank genome assembly
AUGACAUCUAUUUCUGGAUUUCGUUCAGCAACAUUAUUUGCUGGCAAAAAAUCAAAAUCAUAUACAAUGUAUGGUAAAAAUAUUUCAUCAAAAUAUCUGUCACCAUCAUCAUCAUCACGUUCUACAUAUACAACGACAACAACAAAUCGUAAUGGUGUAGUUUAUCGUACAGAAAAUUUAGAUGUUAUCCUAUUACGUGCAUUAACAUUUCAAAUGCUUAAAAUUGGUUUUGAUGUUGGUGAAAUACAACAAGAGACAAGAGAUGAAUUACGUAAUCUACUUGAAGAAUUACGUUAUCCAUCAAUGUUAUGCAUGGGAUUUAAUUCAGCUCCAUUAGGUUUAGUACUUUCACGAACUAAUAGUAUGAUGGAUAACAUUAAUAUACUUUCAAGUAUUCAUUCAAAUUUCCCUAAUAAUAGUGUUGGUAAUACUAAGGAAUAUAUAUCAUCAGGUAUGAUGCGUAUGCGACAUUUGAAAGGUAAAACCAAUCGAAAUGUUACACUAAAUGAUUCAAAUUAUUCUGCGUUAAUGAAUCGAGAUCGCAGGUAUUUAAAAUUCAGACGUACAUAUGUAACCAACAAUCCAUCAGCCUUGACAAUAAAAGUAAGUAAUCGAUGCAACCAAAUAAAUUACAUUACAUCUUCGCCUUUCCCCAAUAACAUGUAUAUCGAAGAAGCAGCCGCUAAUUUAGCAUCUGCAAUCAAGUCAUUUUUAUCACCUCCAACUUUAUCAGCUUCAUCAUCAGCUGCUACAGUAAUUGAUCCAAAUCUUAUCAGAUUAAUAACUGACUCUUCAGGAUAUUUAGAUAUGGCACGUUUUGGUAUUAAUGUAAGUGGAAAUACUGCUAACACAAUGGUGACAAUAGCAGCGGCAACAUCACAAAUUAAUUAUUCUAGAGUAAUAAAUGAUUGUACUGGCUCUCUGAAUCGUUCUACUUAUGGAGCUGGAAGUAGUGUUGGUAGUCGAAUGUAUUGUGCUGCUCAUCUUGUAGCAUUCAAUGUUCAUCAUACCUUGGUGAAAUCUUAUCCAAGUCUUUUUAUUGUACCACAAGGUAUUAGUCAGAAUUGUUUGAUUAAAGUUGCACGUUCGCAUAAACGUGGUCGUUUCCCUGUAGUCACAUGGCAACAUCCUGAGACUGGAGCCUAUCUAUUACGUGGUAGUGAAAUACAAUCAAAUGUGAUUUUAAAUACAUUUAAGAAUAUUAAAACAUCAUCUAAGAGUAAUGCUGGAGAUUAUGUUGAUGAUGGUGUAGACUCUUCAUUUUCGCAUGCAACUGCCUCCAAAGAGCAUAUACGUUAUAUACGUGCUCUAGUUGAUAUGUCAUUGUCAGCAAUUAAUAGUAGCCGACCAAGUAGUGUUAUUACUUCAGAGACUGGUUAUUCAGCAGCUGAUGAUCUGUCAAAUUCAUCUCAACUACCUACUAAUCCUAUUAAAACUGCUGAUUCGGUUACAAUUUCAUCACCAGAUUAUGUGUCAAGAGAGCGUAGACAAAUUCCUGAUAAAAUCAGUCCUACUAUUUCUCAUGUGAAUAACAAUAAAACAAGAUCUUUAGGUAGAAUUGGAAUGUUCGCUGCACGUCGUCGUUUAGCACGUUCAGGUCUUUCUCCAAUGGGUAGUAUAGCAUCCGGUUUAGACGAAGAUUUGAUCAGUAUGGAUAGUGCAUCACAAAAUAGUAAUCCACCGAACAAUUCACGUCAGUCUAUAUAUGAUACAAAUUCUGUCGGUGUUCCUGGUCCAAUUCCCAGUGGUAUAUCAUAUUCUAAUCGACCAAUCUCAUUGUAUAUUCUGUGUGAAAAACAAAUGACAAAGAUGUCAAAAAUAUUUAAUUCAUCAUCCGUUCUGUUAUCACCAAUCGACUAUCCAUCAGUAUCAUCAGUGAAUAAAUGUUUUAAAGGAUUUUUUAAAGCAUGCCUACCUAAUGAUUCAAAUCGAUCAAAAACAUCUACAAAAAUUUUAUCUGCAGCAGCUAAUACAGCUGGUAUUCCAUUAGAUCAUACAUCUGGUGGUGGUAACGCUACUAACAUGCAUAGUAAUAGUGGAACAAUGGCAGCAUCUCACUUUAAUCAUAAUCAUUCACAAAGUAAUAAUACUAAUAGUGGUAUUGUUAAUGGAGAGCAGACAGAAACAGAGAAUAUCACAACAUCGUUAACAACAAAUACAACUACUGCGAAAUUAUUGAAUGUAUUCAUUGAAGCUCAUGAGAAUGGUUGGUUUACACAAUUGAAAUCGUUAUUGGAAUUAGCUGGUACUGUUGUGGAUUUAUUAGAUUUACAAGGUGCUAGUGUAGCAUUAUGCCUAGAAAAUGGUAGUGAUGUUGUAGCUCAGACGGUUUCACUUGUUCAAGUAAUGCUAGAUCCAUACUAUCGAACAAUAGCAGGCUUUUGGAGUUUAAUUGACAAAGAAUGGUUAAUAUUUGGGCAUACAUUCAAUCAGAAUUUAAAUCAAACUCUUUCAACAAAAUCUGGUAGUAUAUCACCAAUAUUUUUACAAUUCCUAGAUGCUGUACAUCAAUUAUUAAGACAAUUUCCUUUAGCUUUUGAAUUCAAUGAUUAUUAUUUACGAUUUUUAGCCUAUCAUCAUGUAUCAAAUCGUUUUCAUAAUUUUAAAUAUGAUUCAGAAUUGGAAAAAUUUACUGCAUGGUUCCCUGAUCUUGUGGAAAGUUUAGCUAAUAAUUAUAAACUUGGUACAAGUAUUGUAUCGAAUAUAGAUGAACAUCUCUUGGAAUUAUAUCGUUCACGUUCUAUAUGGCCAUUUAUUCAACAACAACAUUAUGAAUGGCCAGUAUUUUUCAAUUUUCGUUAUUCACGUACACUAGGAGAAAAGGUUCUAAGACCAGCAACAAAUUUGGCGUCAUUAGAUUUAUGGCAGUUUUAUUUGACUGAAGAUUUGGCUUUUGGUCCGAUUUACGAUCUGGAUCACUUUUCACCGAGUUAUCGUAAACAUACGAAUCGCCCAUAUGAACCUGUUCUACGACAAGGAUUUAAUAACAGUCACAUAGAACAAACAUAUGCCGUCUUAGGAUUACGUGAAGGUGAAGAAGCCAUUGGUUGGCAAGAGGCAUGGGAACAGGCUCAAUCUGAAAUACUCAAUCCAUAUUCACAGUUAUCACCCACACAUAAACGUGUUAAUAGACCACAUGACAAACCAUAUAUAAAUAAUAUACAACCAAUUACCAAUUCUACUGGGACUAUUUCUACAGCAACUGUUACGGCUAAUAUUGUAAGUAGUAUAAACACAACAACAACUGUUACUUCGGAUACUAACAAUAAAACAAAUCAUGCUAAAGCUGUGAAUAAAUUUGUUCCGCUACUAUCACGUUUUACGACAUAUAGGGAGAGUAGUGAACCAACUGAAAGUGUAUUACAUCGUAAAUUAAUUGAGUCUGAAUAUUCAUUAGCUAGACGACGUGCAAUAUCUAGCAAUGUGUUAGAUGCAAAUCAGACUAAAAAAUCACUACAGUCAUCAGGUACAUCAUCAUCAGGUUAUCCACCAAAGCAUCCUGGUGUUGUUGUUGAUGAUGAUGACGACGAUGAUGUCACUCAGACGACAACAUUAACACCACAAGGAGGUACAGUUAGUGAUGCGAUUGAUUUAGAUGGGGAUUUAUUAUGGUAUUCAGAGAAUAAUACUAUCAAUUCAAUGCCAGUAACAACAUCUGAAUUGAAUUUAAACGAUACACCUCAACCACGUGUUAUCAUUGUAAAAGAUUCUUCUGUGGAGAGAGAUGAUCAAAGUCAGUUAAAUGGAGAUAUGAGUACAACUUCUACAACAAGUACUACUAUUACAGUGAAAGCAAUAAAAGAUUUUAGUAAUCUACAUUUCAAGAAAAAUGGAAAUGAAUCCAAACAACAGAUUACUGGAACUGGUGCCGAUAGUGGUGGUGGUGGUGUGUAUAAUACUAAUCAUCAACAAAUACCAGCUUGUGAACCAAUCUCAGAAGAUGAAGCAUUUCACGAAGACAAUGAAGAUAUCUAUGGUGAUCGAUAUAAUUCAAUCGAGGAAUCAUCAAUAGAUGAUUAUAAUUUUACACGUCAUGCUAUUUUAGAAUAUCAUCGAACAGCAACAUUAAAACGUUUAACACGUCGUACAGGAAGUGGUGCAAGUAGUAAUGUUGUUGCUGGUGGUGGUGGUGUCUGUAAUACAGUACCUAAUAGUCAGUCUCACCCUAUCCAUGAUCGUACACUGGAUAAUGGCCUAACUCCUGGUGGUCAUCAAAGUAUUACAAUUGAAUAUGAAUCAGGUAGCAUAACUAGUAUUGGUUGUGAUCCAGGCGGUGCUUCGAUAACUCCAGUCAAGAGUGCUGGUUUACCGUUACAAAAUGAACUUCAAAUGCAUAAAUUCACAUCAUCUCAAGCUGAUACAAACAUAUCGUGUGAAUUAUGUCAUCAAAAGUGUCAAUCAACAGAUAAUCUUGUUAAGUGUAUAGAAUGUGAUCUACUGUGUCAUGAAAAAUGUUCAACUCUCGAUUCAAAGUGUCUGCCUACAUCUAUAAUAAAUACUUGUAAUCAAACAAAAAAGUUAGGAAAUAUACUGAAAAGGCAUGACUCUGCCUAUUUACCAAGUGAAACGGAUAACAGAAAAUCAAAUCAACUUGAUGAACGUGGACGAUCAACUCCAGCUUUUGGAGGUGGUAGUGGUGGUGGUGGCAGCGGCUUAUUCAGUCCAACUUUACCAUGGCGUGUUGAACGAGAUCAAUCGAUUAGAUCUUCGAUGAUUUUAAUACAAGAUAAUCGUGGUGGAAAGCGUAAAUUAAGCGAAAGUUCUUCAUCUCCAGGACAAAUUAAUACAUUACCAGAUACUACUCAAUCACAAGGUGCUCGAAGUUUAUCUGGUGCUGAACUACCGAAACACUUAGCUUCAUCAUCAUAUUAUGGUUAUUUAUAUAAAUUAAGUCAUCGUAAAUUUUUACAACAAUGGAAACAACGAUUAUUUGCAUUAGACACAAAUAGACAUCAAUUAAAAUAUUAUGAAAGUUAUGCUGAAUCAUUACCUCGUGGAUGUAUUGACUUACAAGAUGUAAGAAAUGUAAAAAUUAUGAAAAAUUUUACAUAUCAACGAAAAUCACUUGCAAUUGUUGUAUUCGAAUUGGAAACCAAUAAUCGAACAUAUAGACUUGGUGCAGCCAACCAAGAAAGUGCUAUGCAAUGGAUUGAACGUAUACAAAAAGCUAUCCAAUGAAAGAAAUUAAGAAAAC